Messenger RNA from Ceraceosorus guamensis, 557 nucleotides. RefSeq lists its product as hypothetical. NCBI's taxonomy places the organism in Eukaryota, Fungi, Basidiomycota, Exobasidiomycetes, Ceraceosorales, Ceraceosoraceae. The record is from RefSeq and is a predicted model, not a curated record. Bases 28 to 504 code for a protein of 158 amino acids. The transcript has 2 exons.
CGGAUAGUGUGUCGCGGUGGCACCAAGAUGCGCGCAAUGACUUCAUCCAGGUCUGUCUCAUCCGCUCUCUAUUCUUCUGUACGAUUGUUGAGUCACUCGAGCCCCUCUCAUAACGAUCGAUCGAUAUCAACCAUAACAAGAUGUCUUGGAAAUCGAUCGCACUCCAUCUGCUCGCCGCGAAUGCCUUGGUCCUUGGGCAUCCGCUUGGCCAUUCUAUGUCGGCAGCAGCAGCAAAAGCGGAGAGCGAAGGGUUGCGCGAAGCCGUUGCAGCACCAACAGCUCGGGUCAUCACCACCUUUCACCACACGCACAAGGUGCCGGCCAAGUGGGAGCCUAAUCGCAACUACCUCGAAAAGGUCAAGGAUGAGAUCAGCCUUUCGGAGCACGUAUUCUAUCGUCAUCAUCCAGAUCACGGUUGGACCGUGUUCAAUGGCAAUGAGCAAAAAAAGCCAAAGACGGAGCCUCCUUUGGACUUCAUCCGCCAAGCGUACGGGCCCUCCAUGAGGGUCACGGAAGAACCGGUAGAGAACAUCCCCGCAAUGAAGUCCCGCUACUGA